Lates calcarifer (barramundi perch) is the source of this 621-nucleotide messenger RNA. It is a transcript of the gene snrpf, whose product is annotated as small nuclear ribonucleoprotein polypeptide F. Gene Ontology annotation, biological process: mRNA splicing, via spliceosome; spliceosomal snRNP assembly. The record is from RefSeq and is a predicted model, not a curated record. Gene Ontology annotation, molecular function: RNA binding. The transcript has 4 exons. The coding region runs from base 155 to 415 and encodes 86 amino acids. NCBI's taxonomy places the organism in Eukaryota, Metazoa, Chordata, Actinopteri, Centropomidae. Gene Ontology annotation, cellular component: U1 snRNP; catalytic step 2 spliceosome.
UGUAAAAACACACAGACUCCUCCGAGGUCAGAGUGUUGUACUUCCUGCGCGGCGGCAAAGCGUGUUCUGGUUUGUGAAGCGCUAACGUUAUUGUGACGAAAAGAAGCCAAACAUCAAAAUUAUACUUUAAGACACAUAUUUCCAUUAACCAGAGAUGAGUUUACCUCUGAACCCAAAGCCUUUCUUGAAUGGCCUGACAGGAAAACCAGUGAUGGUGAAACUGAAGUGGGGUAUGGAGUAUAAGGGCUACCUGGUGUCUGUGGAUGGGUACAUGAACAUGCAGCUGGCAAACACAGAGGAGUAUGUGGAUGGAGCGUUGGCGGGUCAUCUCGGUGAAGUGCUGAUCAGAUGCAAUAAUGUUUUGUACAUCAGAGGCGUAGAAGAAGAAGAAGAGGACGGAGAAAUGAGGGAGUGACAUCAGCGUCUGAGUGUGACUGUACCUGGUAGCUGCGUUAAUGUGUGUUUGUGUUUUCACCAUGUGAAACAAAUGAACGUUUGGAGGGUUUUUGUUAUUUUUCAAGCAGUUUUGAAAAUGAUCUUUUUUUCUGUAUGUAAGACCAAUUUUAUGUUGUGACAUUGUGAUACAGACACAAUAAACUGAUUAUUGUACCCUUUUUAAAA